Molecule: messenger RNA, 2268 nt
Organism: Panthera uncia (snow leopard)
Lineage: Eukaryota; Metazoa; Chordata; Mammalia; Carnivora; Felidae
Gene: GLA
Product: galactosidase alpha
Exons: 7
Coding region: 103-1464 (453 amino acids)
Biological process (GO): glycoside catabolic process; glycosylceramide catabolic process; oligosaccharide metabolic process
Cellular component (GO): cytoplasm
Molecular function (GO): alpha-galactosidase activity
Source: RefSeq, a predicted model, not a curated record
AAUAUUAAGAAACGAAGAGUGUGACUGGUUGUGGUGUGUCUUACGUGACUCAUCAUUGGUCCGCCUCUGGGGAUAACCGUCCCAGUUGCCUGAGAAACACUAAUGUCAUUAUUUAAUAACUCACAGGUGAUUGGUCCGCCCCUAAAGUUAAGCUUAAAAACCCAGGUUACCGAUGGAAAUUCGUACCGCAUUACAGUGGCGAUGAAGCUGAAGAACGGAAUUCAGCAGCCGGGCUUCCUGCUGGCGCUUCGCUUCCUGGCCCUGGUUUUCUGGAGCUUCCCUGGGGCCAGGGCCCUGGACAAUGGCUUGGCGAUGACCCCUACCAUGGGCUGGCUGCACUGGGAACGCUUCAUGUGCAAUGUUGAUUGCCAAGAAGAACCAGAUUCUUGUAUCAGCGAGAAGCUCUUCAUGCAGAUGGCAGAACUCAUGGACUCAGAUGGGUGGAAGGAUGUAGGUUAUGAGUACCUCUGUAUUGAUGACUGUUGGAUGGCUCCCAAAAGAGAUUCAAAAGGCAGACUUCAGGCAGACCCUAAACGCUUUCCUGGUGGGAUCCAAGGCCUUGCUAAUUAUGUCCAUAGCAAAGGACUGAAGCUAGGAAUUUAUGCAGAUGUUGGAAAUAAAACCUGUGCAGGCUUUCCUGGGAGUUUUGGAUACUAUGACAUUGAUGCCAAGACCUUUGCUGACUGGGGAGUAGAUCUGCUAAAAUUUGAUGGUUGUCACUGUGACAGCAUGGAACAUUUGGAAAAUGGUUAUAAGCACAUGUCCUUGGCCCUGAACAGGACUGGCAGAAGCAUUGUGUAUUCCUGUGAGUGGCCCCUUUAUAUGUGGCCUUUUCGUAAGCCCAAUUACACAGAAAUCCGACAGUACUGCAAUCACUGGAGAAAUUUUGAUGAUGUUUAUGAUUCUUGGCAAAGUAUAAAGAAUAUCUUAGACUGGACAUCUUCUAACCAGAAGAGAAUUGUUGAUGUCGCAGGACCAGGGGGUUGGAAUGACCCAGAUAUGUUAGUGAUCGGUAACUUUGGCCUUAGCUGGGAUCAGCAGGUAACUCAGAUGGCCCUGUGGGCUAUCAUGGCAGCUCCAUUACUCAUGUCCAAUGACCUCCGACACAUCAGCCCUCAGGCCAAAGCCCUCCUUCAGGAUAAGGAUGUAAUUGCCAUCAAUCAAGACCCCUUAGGCAAGCAGGGGUACCGGCUUAGAAAGGAAGACAACAUUGAGGUGUGGGAACGCCCACUAUCAGAUUUAGCUUGGGCUGUGGCAAUGGUAAACCUGCAGGAGAUCGGUGGACCUCGUUUUUAUACCAUUUCUAUUGCUUCCCUGGGACAAGGGAUGGCCUGUAUUCCUGACUGCAUAAUCACACAGCUCCUGCCUGUGAAGAGAAAACUUGGGUUUUAUCAGUGGACUUCAGAUUUAAAAAUUCAGAUAAAUCCCACGGGCACGGUUUUACUUCGGCUGGCAGCAAAUUAGACCACAUUAUAAAGCUUUCUUUUAAAUGUGUAUCUUGUUGCCAAAGUGACUACCCCAUUGGUGUCUCCUUUUUCUUCCAUUCCCACUUCAGCCAUCAUUUCCUUCAAUAAAAUUUUCCACAGUGGAGUUUUUUAAGAACUUCCAAAUGUAUCUUUAGAGAACAUUUUGUGAAAAAGCUUUUGAACAAAUGUUAACAGAUGAGAAAUAAUAGCUGUAAUUUAUUGGGCACACUAUAUUUGCCAGGCACUCUUCUAGGUAAAGUAUAUGGAUUCAUUUUAAUCCUCACCAACAACCCUGAGGCAGGUACUUAUCCACUAUAAACUUCAGCCAGGAUUUCGGCCCAGACUUUUAACUCUUGCACUACUACCUACUGAGUUGCUUGGAAUAAUCUUGUCAAGAAACACCCCACCACUUAGGUUUCCAAAUCCCAAGGUGGUUUGCAGUCUAGAUCCAACAAAUACAUAUGACUUACUUUCACCAGCAAUAGUUGAUACAUUGUGACCUAAAGUACCAGGCGUUUGGCCAGAACACCCUCCCCCCUUUAAGUCCCCUCCUCUAAAGAAUGUGAUGAGGCAAUGACCUUCAGACUAGGGUAUGUAGGAGUGAAUCAUUUGAAAGGAAUAUCCAGACAUUACAAUUCCCUCCCUUUCCUACAAUUCAUUUGCCUGAGGACCAAUCCUUAAAGCUUCCAGCCAGCCUCACCACCUCCCCUUUUACAAUCCCCUUUCUCCAACAUGACCAAAGGCAUGCACAGCUCACCCAUCCUAAUGCACCAGCACAAAACUAGCAGGGCACAAAAGGCCC